UCGCGAUGCUGCUGCGCCUGCUGCUGGCCUGGGCGGCCGCGGUGCCCACCCUGGGCCAGGCCCCCAGGGCCCCCGAGCCCCGCGCCGCCUGCGGCCCCGGCAGCUGCUACGCGCUCUUCCCGCGGCGCCGCAGCUUCCUGGAGGCCUGGCGGGCCUGCCGCGAGUUGGGGGGCGACCUGGCCACGCCGCGGACACCCGAGGAGGCCCGCAGCGUGGACGGCCUGGUGGGCGAGGGCCCGGCCGGCCGGCUGCUGUGGAUCGGGCUGCAGCGGCAGGCGCGCCAGUGCCAUCCGCAGCGCCCGCUGCGCGGCUUCACGUGGACCACGGGAGACCAGGACACGGCCUUCACCAACUGGGCCCUGCCAGCUUCAGGCGGGCCCUGCCCGGCCCAGCGCUGUGCAGCCCUCGAAGCCAGUGGUGAGCAUCGCUGGCUCGAGGGCUCCUGCACGCUGGCCGUCGAUGGCUACCUGUGCCAGUUUGGCUUCGAGGGUGCCUGCCCCGCGUUGCUGGAGGAGGCGGGCCAGGCCGGCCCCAUCGUCUACACCACGCCCUUCCAGCUGGUCUCUACCGAGCUGGAGUGGCUGCCCUUCGGCUCGGUGGCUGCUGUGCCGUGCCAGGUUGGCAGGGGAACCUCCCUGCUCUGUGUGAAGCAGCCCGAGGGUGGUGUGGGCUGGUCGCGGGCUGGGCCCGUGUGCCCGGGCACCGGCUGCGACCCUGACAACGGAGGCUGUGAGCAUGAGUGCGUGGAGGAGCUGGACGGCCAGGUGACCUGUCGCUGCACGGAGGGCUUCCGGCUGGCAGCGGACGGGCGCAGCUGUGAGGACCCCUGUGCCCAGGCCCCCUGUGAGCAGCAGUGUGAGCCCGGCGGGCCACAGGGCUACAGCUGCCACUGUCGCCUGGGUUUCCGGCCAGCUGAGGACGAGCCGCACCGCUGUGUGGACACAGAUGAGUGCCAGAUCGCCGGCGUGUGCCAGCAGAUGUGCGUCAACUAUGUCGGUGGUUUCGAGUGCUACUGCAGCGAGGGCCAUGAGCUGGAGGCAGACGGGAUCAGCUGCAGUCCUGCGGGGGCAACGAGCACCCGGGCUUCCCAGGACCUUGAUGAUAUGCUGCUGGAUGAUGGGGAGGAAGAGGAGGACGAAGAUGAGGCCUGGGAGGCCUUCGAUGGUGGCUGGACAGAGGCCCCUGGGAUCCCGUGGAUGGAGCCCACGCAGCUGCCUGACUUUGGCCUGGCCUAUGGUCCCGGCUUCCCAGAAGCCCCAGAGCCUUACCCGGAGCCCACGUGGCCGCCCCCACUCAGUGCCCCCAGGGUCCCCUACCACUCCGCAGUCCUCCCUGUCACGCGGCCUGUGGUGGUCUCUGCCACACGCCCUGCACUGCCUUCUGCUCCUCAGCCCCCUAUAAGUCCAGCUGUGCACCCAGCUUUGUCCCCUCGCCAUCAGUUCCCCAAGAUCUCACCCAACUAUCCAGAUUGGCUCUCUGCCCACCAACCUCCCAUUAUCCCUGCCACUCACCCAGCACAGCCCCCUGCCCACCAGCUCCCCGUUAUCUCAGCCAAAAAUUCUCAACUGUUUUCUGUCCGCCAGCCCCCCAUGGCCCAAGACACCACUCAUUUGCCUCGAAUCCCAGGUACUCACACUCCACUGGUCACCCCCAGUGCCCCUCAAUCCUCUCUGACCCCAGAUGUCCUGGUCAUCACAACCCAAACCACCCAGCUUCCUAUUACCCCAACUCUGACCAUCACUCCCAGGUCCCCUGCCCAUGAAGUCCCCAGGACUGCUGCCACCCAGCCCCCAGCCCUCUCUACUCUCCUGCACCCUCAGAGCCCCUCGAACCAGGCCUCAGUCCCCAGCCCUACACACCCCCAUUCCCAAGCCCCUCAAGUCCCAAGGGAAGGUGCUCCUGACCCCGAGCUGGCCCCGUGGCUGUCUUCAGCGGCCCCCACAGCCGUGGGGGAGGCUGGUCCGGCAGGCCAUAGCCGGAGGGAUGACCGGUGGCUGCUGGUGGCACUGCUGGUGCCCACAUGUGUCUUCCUGGUGGUCCUGCUUGCACUGGGCAUCGUGUACUGUACCCGUUGUGGCCCCCAUGUGCCCAGCAAGCGUGUCACCGACUGCUAUCGAUGGGUCACUCACGCUGGGAGCAAAGGCCCAACGGAACCUGCGCUCCCCCGGGGCAGCCUCACAGGGGUGCAGACCUGCAGAACCAGCGUGUGAUGGGGUGCAGCCCCCCCACAGGGUGUGGGGGAAGGGGCACGCUCUGGACACAUGGGUGAGGCUGUAUCAGGGACCCAUGGGGGCUGCCCAGCUGGACAGAGGGCUUCCUGCUUCCCCGGGCCCAGCCAGGCUCCACUCUCCGUCCACCACUAGACUGGACUCGUGGGAACUCUGCUCCCUGGCCCAGCACUCACAACAGAAGAGACACCGAGGCCCCCAGGACUUCACGGGUGGACGCUGGGGUCUUCUCCAAUAAACAGGGUGCCAACCCCACCCUAAGCUCCUGA
Choloepus didactylus (southern two-toed sloth) is the source of this 2497-nucleotide messenger RNA. RefSeq names its product CD248 molecule (gene CD248). The record is from RefSeq and is a predicted model, not a curated record. Gene Ontology annotation, biological process: cell migration. NCBI's taxonomy places the organism in Eukaryota, Metazoa, Chordata, Mammalia, Pilosa, Megalonychidae. The transcript has a single exon. Gene Ontology annotation, cellular component: extracellular matrix; external side of plasma membrane. The coding region runs from base 6 to 2210 and encodes 734 amino acids. Gene Ontology annotation, molecular function: extracellular matrix protein binding; calcium ion binding; extracellular matrix binding.